This is a messenger RNA of Epinephelus fuscoguttatus (brown-marbled grouper), 5897 nucleotides long. It is a transcript of the gene sowahd, whose product is annotated as sosondowah ankyrin repeat domain family d. The record is from RefSeq and is a predicted model, not a curated record. Bases 366 to 1352 code for a protein of 328 amino acids. Gene Ontology annotation, molecular function: protein binding. Lineage: Eukaryota; Metazoa; Chordata; Actinopteri; Perciformes; Serranidae. The transcript has 2 exons.
AAGUCCAUCAGUGGUCACAUGUGAGGGAUUCUCGCUAUUGGUUUUGCCUGAGAUUAGAAUGAACUUUGUCUCAGUUCCUCUUGUAAAGGAAGGGAGACUCGCGGUAUGCGUCUGUAGCUCGGUAUGUAGGAGAAAUACUUUAAAUAAGUGUUUUAUCAAUGGACCAAAUGUGUUUGACAAAGAGUGAGGCGCUUAAUGGUUAAUAGCAGACACAGCUGGAGAGUCGGGGUGCGCUUUGGACACAGAACAGGGAAUGAGUCCAGCGGAAUGGAGGGAAACGGUUCCCAGUUUCUAGCCUGACAUUGCUAUCUUCGGGGUGUUGUCUAAAUAAAGGAAGUAGCCUCGGAGUCAUCGUGCAGGGAGGCAUGUAUGAGAACAGAUCGGAUGAUGUUGGAUGUGAACCAGCUGUCAGUGACACUGACGCCCACGGCAGCGGGAGGUCCAAACAGGGCACCGUUGUGGAGCGACUCUCGCGGUAUGGCAUGCAGGUCAUGCCCAGUGCUUUCCAGCGUAGGUCGCGGCUGCAGAGGCAGCAUGAGGUCACUGACAGCUCCGCGCCCGGAGGCUCUGAGGACAGGGAGCCUCCGGAGAGAGUCUCUAUCACACCCGCUAUGCGUAAAAAGUACCUGAAGGAGCUGCUUUUGAGCAACCCGUCACACAGCGGCUUCAGCAGCGUGCUGUCACACACUCCCAGCGUGUCCUCUGAGCAGGACGCGAGCUGGGCUCUGUACCCGAUGGAGCACGCGUGGAUGCUUUCUGCAGUGGAGGGCAGCUAUGAGACCAUCCUGGACUUCAUCUCAGAGGACCCUCAUCUGCUGACCAGGAGGGAUUUCAUCAGUGGGUACUCGGUGCUGCACUGGCUGGCCAAGAGAGGACAGGACGAGACUCUGCUCAAACUUUUGCGGUACGCGGAGAGCGCGGGGAUCCCGGUGAAUGUGAACGUGCGGGGCAGCGGCGGGCUCACCCCGCUGCAUGUCGCCAGCAUGCACAGACAGUACAUGGUCGUCAAGCUGCUGGUGGGAGCUUUCAGCGCCAACGUCGAUGCCAUGGAUUACAAUGGGAAGAGACCGUGGCAGUAUCUGCAGGGAGACGCCCCGCUGGAGAUGAAGGAGCUGCUGGGGACCUGGGACGAUGAGCACAGCUGUGCGUGUGCGCCACUAAAUGUCAACAGGAACGUCAACAAUAACAGCGCUGGUGCUGGUGCCAUGAACUCUGCUGCAUAUGACGAGGUGGAUCAUGGAGGGACAGAUGAGGUGGACUCGUGUGACCGGACUAAGAGAGCAGGCGGCUGGAGGCUUGGGUCUUUAAGGAAGCUGCUGCCCUCGUUUUCAUUUUUUGGAAGCAAAGGCUGAGUUAUUAUGACACAAGCCUCCAAAUAUGUGCAUUACUUCACUCUCAGAGACUCCUUACCAAGUCAUUACCAAGUCAUUUCUGCCUAUGAAUGAGUCCUUACAGUGGGACAAGCCAGGGUGAAUCUAUUUGUUUAAUCAAAAUUAUUUUUCGACAGCAACAACCUGGUUUGACCUUUUAAGACAAACAGCAAUUUGUAAUAUAUUCUUUAAAACAAGUUCUCUGUUGGAAACAGACUAAAAUUUCCUGCUGUAGGCCUACUUGCAGAUUUUUAAGAAAACAGGUUUUCAGGCUUUAAUUACAGGCAGAAAUGGCUGGAUAUAUUAUCAGUGAACAAAAGGAUAACAAGCUUUUUUCUUGAAAUGUUUUCCUUGUCAAAUACUUGAUAUUUUCCAUUUUAAAGCUUCUAAAAAUCCUUAAAAUGAAACUGCUUAUGACUCAUAUCCUCUUGUGAGAGGGUCACCAAAUACAUAUUCACCCUCUGAAACCUGAGCACACUGGCUUGGGUUCCUUCAAAAACAUGGGAUGAAGGCAGUUAAAAGAAAUAACCCAAAAAACAGCAAGAACGUAGUAAAAAGAAAAAAAAUUAAAAGGAAAUUAGUAAAGUAAAUAAUAAAAAGUAUAUACGACCAGGGAAAGAACUAAAAAUUUUGUAUCAUUAUUUUAAAUACAUAUUUUUUACCCUAGCUUGUCUUUAAUCCCCUAGCUUUUUAAAAAAAAUAUUGUUCUAAAUCUAUUAUUUUUUUCCAAUUUGUGGAACAUUUCCUACCAAGCUGCUCUUUGUCUUUUUCCCCACGUUCUUCAAAGAAACUGCACCAGUUUGCUCAGGGUUCAAAGCUUUGAAUAUUUACGAAAGGCGUCUGAAAGCAGCACAGGAAAAGUGAUGUUGCUACAGGGUUUCAAAGGAUUAACUGGACUCAAGCCAAAAAGGAGACACUGCACAGUUUCAUCAAUAAUCCACUCAGUGUCAAUACUGCUUUUCAGAUGGUCCCAGAGUUUCAUCUGGUUUGAGUACUGGCACAUGAGUACAUUACUCUGCAUUAACUUUCACCGAACCCCACUUUAAUAAAACACUUAAUACACAUACUGAGCUUAUUUUUAACAUGUCUUGCAGCUGACCCAGUUCUGCUUGUGUACACAAAUGUAAGCGAUUACUGACGUGGCGUACGUUUUCCCCCAGGUUUUAACACUUUAAGUAAACAUAUCAUAGUUUGUCCUGCUACUACAUUAGACUCCUUGAAUAGCAGUGCUGUGUUUGGCACAAGCAACAAAGCCAGAGCUCAGAUUCUGACCACAAUCUUCCAUGAAACAGUGAUUCACAAAGUAUUUGCUGUGUGGCCAAGAGUGAGACCCCUUCAGAGUGAGUACUUCUGUUUCUGCAGAGCUGUGUCAGCACCACCCUUCCCCAUGCCAUGUUUGGUUUGCCUCAGAAAAACACUCAACUAGUAGAUGGAUUACAAAAACAGCCUCGUAUCAAGUUUGAUCACAGAUCUUUUAUUGUCAAACAUGAGCACAACCAGAGUUUCUGUACAAAACGACUGCUGCUCCAGAUAACAUGGCUCCCUCCCCGCGGUCAGGCCCAGCAGCUGGAGGUCCUGGCAGAUGUUGGGAUGGAGGGACUCUGGGAUCCUGGGACCCUCAUGUUUACAGGCCCAGCUUGGUCCUCCUCCAGUGUCUCCUCUUGGAGUUGUACCUAAAGACAUGAACAACAAAUUUCAGAUGAUGUCAUGAUAACAAAUAAACUAUAAAACAGGGCUCAAAAGAGGGAUGAAUUUAUAGUGACACAGAUGGCAGCUGAACUAAGAUCGAGUCUGAGUAGUAAAGCUUGUCAUAACAUUUUAAGAGAUUAAAAACUCCACCCUGAGCUAUGCUGUCAAACUGUGGUUUCCAUGUUCAUGAUAAACACUGAGGCAGAACAUGUAUCUUGCAGUGAUCUCCUCUGUCGUCUAUUGGUUGUGCCAUUUUUGCAAUUAAAGGGACACAUUAGAAUUUUUUAACUUAGUUUUCCCAUGGUUUUGUGUCUAUAUGACUGAUGGGAACCAUUGUUGAGAUUGGUCCAGUAUUGACAAGAGCAUGGCAGCCACACCAGUGAAACAGGCUGCAAUGUAGUUUCUGAGGGCAACUGUGCAUCGUCAAUUUAUGUCUCCUUAAAGUGCUUUUAAGUGUCUGACUACAUUACAGAAAGGACCCUACAGAGAAGUGAAACCUUUUCCUUGCUUUUCAAUGAUCUGUUUUUAAUGUGUGUAACCAAGUCUUGCUCAAGGAGAAGUCGCGUUCUGAAAUCUAACAUUCCUCAUCUAAAUCAGUCGAACAUUUAGCCAUGGCACUGAAAAUCUUUUACACUAUGCUAUGCUUUCUGUUCUCAAACACAAACUCUCCCAGGCACUCCAACUGUCAACAUUUCCACCGUUGUUUCCUGCAACAACUCAAAAGAUUUCACAAGACUUCUCCUUGAGCAAGACUUUGCCAAAAUAACAAACGGAUCAGCAAAGUGCGAGGAAAAAUGUUUAACUUCUCCAUAGGGUCCUUUUCAUAAUGUCAUCAAACACUUGUGGCAAAAACAAGCAUUUUUAAUGGACAUAAAUUGACGAUGCACUAUUGCUCUUAGGGCUUACUUUGCAGCCUAUUCCGCCACGGCGGUUUCAAUACUGGACGAAAAAUUGUUGUCUCCCUUAAUAACUUAAGACACAAAACCAUGGGAAAGUUUCCCUUAAAGUCUUAAUUCAAUGGCAAGAGCUUAACUAACAAAGAUAGAAUCCACCUAUUACUACACAGGUCUGGAAAUUUAUGUUCAGGCCCAAGCCUCAUUGAUUUUACAGGUUGUAAUUAUGUCCUGUAUUAAUGGUGUUCUCUUGGACAUGUCAGGACUAACUGGGUAGUCGAAAACUACUAAACAGAUGAUACCAGGCUUCUCAUUCAAAUACGGAAAAGUAAAAUUAAGGGCAAGUUCAAGGGUUCAGCUGAAACUAUGCAAAUUCUGUUGGUGCUGCUCCGAUUUCAGAGGCUACAAACUGACACCACAUCCUGAUAGAAACAGUCGGUUUGAUACACACUCCAUCACUAAAGUCACUGCAAUAAUAACAUUUAAAGCGACUGUAAAUCUACUUGUCAACCCCCCUCUGAAGAAACAAUUAUACAUAAUCUCUUUCCACUGGCACUAAAUCAGUGAGGCCACUGUGGGAAUUGUUCCAGACCUCAGUAAUUCCAGAAAAAAAAUACCAUGGAAAUCCUUCAGGAAAGCAAUUAAGUGGGCAGAUCAGCCGAUUGGGCAAACAGUGAAAUGUUCGGCUACAGAGAGCCUCCUAAUCACCACCACAGUGAGCAGGAGUCAGAUCUCUGUAGCAGAAAGAUGCUCUCAGCAGGGUUAAUGACAGCACUCUACUGCAACGGAGUGCUGCAAUUGCAGACCUGCUUUACAUGACAUGAAGUUCCUGUUCCUUCCUCGCAUUAGUCAGUCAUGCAUCUCUGCACUUAGUGAUAACAGAGAGCUCAGAGGCAGCUUGACAGUGAAACAGUACUGGGGUGCAAUUUUAAACCCAUUAGAAAACAGACAAGUUCUCGAGUAGAAGGUUGGACAGUCCUGCAAACCUCUUAAGGACAUUUCUUCUUUUGAAUGUUCAUUUAAUUGUACUGCUGAAAUUAUCUAAGUGCAUGUUAUGUGCAACUGAAUAUAACAGGCUAUUACAUAGGUUUUAUGUAAACACUCAGUUGUCAGUUUAUAACAGUAAAUCUCCAGAGAGCAAGUAAUGCAAUAUAAUACAACAGGCCAUAUGUUCUCUUUGACCAUUUUGGAGGCUGGAGUUUGUGGUGCUGUUGAAUUAUGUCCCAUUAUGAUAUUGCUUAACAUUAGCUGACUGUCUUCAAUGUAAAACAUCUCAAUAUGACAGCACAAGUCAACACCACCACACACUAGCAACUGCAGCCUCUAAAAUGAUAACACUGAAUAAAGACCACUCUGAACAGUCUUAGCAGAAACUGAACAUUGUAACUUACAUGGAGGUCAGAUUAAGAGCAGGACUGUUGUAUAAAGAGUGCAUUCAUUUGAGAUAUGUGUACCUAAUAAAAUGGCAACUGAGUGUACAUGGUGAAUACGUCUAGCACUUAAUGGAGCUGCAGUGACUUGGCUUCUCAUGACGUGGCUGCACAAUUAAUCCAAAUAUUAUCAAAAUCACAGUAGUGUGGUAUCAAAACCGCAGGAGAUGCAGUUGUUUUUUUUUUUUUUAAUAAAAGGUAAAAUAUGUCACAAUGUAUCAUUGUAAAUAAAGCAUUGUGGUGCUAAAGAGACACAUAUAUACACAUCAUAUUAUAGUGGUAAGGUAACAUGCCUCUUUGGCUCUUUUUAUUCUCCAACUGAAAGUGACAUGUACAAUUACCAUUCCCACUAAAACUGUGACUCAUAUUGCAUUAUCUGUCUUUUUGGUGCUUGUGUAGCCCUAACUUGUAAAUAUAAAUAUAUGUGUAAUGGACAAAAUGCCCAGUAUCUGAGAAACUGUGCAAAACACCUGUAUUCUGCAUAAAGCAUUGAAAUAAAUUUACUAUCGAGAGUA